Schistosoma margrebowiei is the source of this 854-nucleotide messenger RNA. NCBI's taxonomy places the organism in Eukaryota, Metazoa, Platyhelminthes, Trematoda, Strigeidida, Schistosomatidae. The record is from the annotation of a GenBank genome assembly.
GGACAGUUCGAAAACCGAGAUCAAAUCGUUUACGUCUGGAAUUUCGUUUCUCACACCGAGUAGUGAAUUACUGAAAUUCUCUGCCGGAACACGUAAUACCAGCACAUUCUGUUGAUAUAUUCGGACCGAGAUUUGAACUCCUUAUUUUUGAAAACUGCAAAUAAUAAUAUAGGUUGAUGAACCUCCUAUUCUUAUUACUGAGGACUGAAAAAAAUUGGAUAAUGAUCGAUCUCAAUUAACUAGGAGUCAGUUACACGUUGCCUUAGGUCAACUGAUUGAUCCAAGAACGUUCGUGUUGGAGUGCUGAAUGUUAUCUCUAAUUUAUAAGGAAUACCAACACGAAAAGACUCUUAGAAAAGCUCAGCUGGAAACAAAAAAGCAAACUAUGCUUGUUUCAAUUGAUGAGAUGACAAAUGGAUUAUUAACCAAAAUCGAUAAGAAUAUAUCAAAAGCAUAUAUAAAUCAACAUCGACUAAACAGUGAAUUCAAAGAGUUAAUAACUCAAUUACAUAUUUAUCAGAACCAUGUCAAUGUAUGGCUAAAGCUUGUUUCCGAUAUUCGUAAUGUACUUAAAGAACUGGGUGAUGUUGAAUGUUGGUCCAUGAAAAUGGAACAAGAUGCAAUGCUUAUUGACAGUUGUUUACAAACAGUGCUCAGUCGUUAUUGAACACUAUUUUCCAUGACUAUAAAAUUUGAUAUGGUUGUUUUAAGUGUAUACAUUUGGUAAUUUCUAAUUUCCUAUUAUCUUAUUUUAAAAUCGUUGUAUUUACUUGACAUUCGAUCAUAAUGAUAAAAUAAUUGAGCAGAUGGUAUUCUUUUGUAUAUAAAUAAAUUGCGAAAAAUUCUAUGGAUAA